AUGUGGCGCCUCCCAGGGGUGCUGGGCCGAGCUUUUCACCGUCUGCCAAGAUCUGGCUUCCAGGAGUUGAACAGGUCCACAAACCCACAAGAUGGGCCUCCGGCUACCUCCUCUAACCUGCUAGUCCCUGUGUCCAGCCUUGAUAGCUCCAGCCCCCAUGGCACAGGCCCAAGCACAAGCAGGGGCUCAAGGACCCAUGGAUGGAAGGAUGCCUUCCAGUGGCUGUCUUCUCCUGUCUCCCAUAAAACCCUGUGGGAUGCCUUAUCAUGGGGCACUCUGGCUGUGCUGGCCCUACAGCUGGCAAGGCAGAUCCACUUCCAAGCCUCUCUGCCAGGAGCACCUCUGCAUGUGGAGCCCUGCUCUUGGCGCAGGCCCCUGCAUCGGUUCCUCUCGUCUUCCUGGUGGCAUUUCACUCUGCGGAGGCACAUUCUCCCCAUUGAGAGCCCUGUCCCCAGGCACACUGGCCUGAGAGAAGCCAGGCUGGGCCAGGAAGGGCCCUCAGCUCAGGCGGGGCAACUUUCUUCACAUGGUUCCUUGAGGAUAGCUGGUGUUCAGGACCCUGAGGAAGAUCACAGUAAUACUGGCUUCCGCCAUGCCACCAGUAGCUUUGAGCCUAAAGCAAGGCAAGAUCAGCCUCUGACAACUGGGGACAAGCAGGAACAAGAUAAGUCAAAAACUCUUUCCCUUGAGGAGGCAGUGACUUCCAUUCAGCAGCUCUUCCAGCUCAGUGUUUCCAUCGCUUUCAACUUCCUAGGGACAGAGAACAUGAAGAAUGGGGACUACUUGGCAGCUUUUUCUUACUUCCAAAAAGCUGCGGACCGUGGCUACAACAAAGCACAGUACAAUGUGGGCUUAUGCUAUGAGCAUGGCAGAGGCACCCCCCGAGACCUCAGCAAGGCGGUCCUGUAUUACCAGCUGGCUGCCGGCCAGGGCCACAGCCUGGCUCGCUAUCGCUAUGCCAGGUGUCUGCUCCAAGACCCCACCUCCCUGGGGGAGUCUGAGCGGCAGAGGGCGCUGGUUAUGCUGAAGCAGGUUGCAGACUCAGGCUUGAGAGAGGCCCAGGCUUUUCUCGGGGUGCUUCUCACCAAGGAGCCAUAUGUGGAUGAGCAGAGAGCAGUGAAGUAUCUUUGGCUUGCAGCCAAUAAUGGGGAUUCACAGAGCAGGUACCACCUAGGAAUUUGCUAUGAGAAGGGACUUGGUGUGCAGCGAAAUCUGGGUGAGGCCAUACGGUGUUACCAGCAGUCAGCAGCUCUGGGAAACAAGCCAGCCCAGGAGAGGCUGCAGACCCUCUUCUCCAUGGAGACAACAGCCCUUGCGCCCAGUGACCUGGCAAUUACAGGAUUGAAGUCCUUCUCCAGCCCCUCCCUCUGCAGCCUCAACACCCUGCUGGCAGGGGCCUCUCACCUUCCACAUGCCUGGAGCACAGGGAACGUUGGACUCUGCUGCAGAAGCGGGCAUCUUGGACCUCACCCUGGGGCCAGCAGCAGCAAUGUCAUCCCGCCACACUCUCAUCUCUUGGAAAGGAGUCUAGUCAGACUGGGUUUUGGCUAA
This is a messenger RNA of Elephantulus edwardii (Cape elephant shrew), 1551 nucleotides long. It is a transcript of the gene DELE1, whose product is annotated as KIAA0141 ortholog. Bases 1 to 1551 code for a protein of 516 amino acids. The record is from RefSeq and is a predicted model, not a curated record. NCBI's taxonomy places the organism in Eukaryota, Metazoa, Chordata, Mammalia, Macroscelidea, Macroscelididae. The transcript has 12 exons. Gene Ontology annotation, molecular function: protein binding.